Molecule: messenger RNA, 1122 nt
Organism: Entamoeba invadens IP1
Lineage: Eukaryota; Evosea; Mastigamoebida; Endamoebidae
Exons: 1
Coding region: 1-1122 (373 amino acids)
Source: RefSeq, a predicted model, not a curated record
AUGUCGAAUUCAAAACCCAUUCAAUCAACACUCUCUAAGAAAGAGAAGGACGUACUGAACAAGCAGAACUCCACGAACUCGAGAUAUUACUACAUCCACGCUUGCAUGAAUUAUAUGGCCCUUGCACGAAACUAUCAGUUCAUCGUUUUAAAUCAAGUGAAACACCAACUUAAAAUGGCCGAGCGCUUUGAGAUCACCCAAAUCUUCGAUACCAAUGGGGUACUUGUAUAUGACAAUGCUUACACUUAUAAAGUCGAAAAGGGUGCUUUAGUCUUCAAUGACAACGACGAGAUGGUCCAAGUCGAUUCAAAGCCAAUGAAAAAUCAGAACGACAGACAACUCCUUUUAAUUAAUUACUUUAACCACAAAAUUGCAAGGGACUUUCCAACUGAAGACUUGAAAGAAAAAGGAACUAAAAAGUCGAAGAACCCUACAAAAGUGUCAAGUGAAAGACUUAAUAAAUUGCCAUGCUUGGUCAAUGGUCAAUUCGUUUUAAAAGACAGAGAAUAUGCCGAGAACGUUGAUGGACUCAAUGCUCUUCAUAUUUUUAAAAACUUUUUUGAAGGAAUCGAAUACGGCAAAUUAAAGAAGAGGGAUACUGCUAUAUUCUUGGGUAACAGUGUCCCGAUAAAUUAUACUAAAAAGGUUGUUUGCCUCCAACAGGUGACACUUAACGACUAUUUGAGUCUUAUUAAUACGUCAACAAAUACACCUCAAGGAACUUUAAGCUCUGAAACUAAUACCCCUUCGAACCAAAUAACUCAACAACCAACAGUGACUACUGGAGAAAGUGUGGGAACCAAUUCUAUUAAUGCUAACAACACGGUGGUCAUACAACAAACUAAUUCGGCAACCUUUGGUGUUGGACAAACACAAAGUGUGAGUUGUGGUGAGGCGUUACAACCCACUCAAUAUGUCUUUAUUCCUCAAGAAAGUCAUUUGGUACCAAUGUAUUACGAUUACUUUACGAAUACAAUAUAUCCAAUCAACUUCAUUAACUCUUCACAAAUGCAGAACGAACAAAUCAACAACUUGGAACCAGUUUUCUUUACCACAACUGGCGAAGCCAGUGUGGAACAGUCGCAAAAUCAAUUUGAAUCUUUUAUACAGAACUCUAAUUGA